Messenger RNA from Mesorhabditis belari, 2604 nucleotides. The record is from the annotation of a GenBank genome assembly. Lineage: Eukaryota; Metazoa; Nematoda; Chromadorea; Rhabditida; Rhabditidae.
AUGCUUUCCAAAUGCCUCUUGUAUGUGUUCGCGAUCGGACUACAAGCCGCCGCUCCUCCAUACGGCCAACUCUCAGUUGUAGGCAAAAACCUUGUCGGUGCAAAUGGACAAAAAGUCGCACUACAUGGAAUGUCCCUUUUCUGGUCUCAAUGGACUGAGGGAUCCACUUUCUACAAUAAGGCUACUAUUCAAGCUUUGAAAUGCUCUUGGAACGCGAAUGUCGUCCGUGCGGCGAUGGGUGUCGAAGCGAAACAGGGCGGAUACUUGAAUAAUCCGACCACACGAAAGGCUGAACUGGCCAAGCUCUACGCAGUUGUGGAUGCCGCAAUUGAUGCGGGGAUUUAUGUGAUCAUUGAUUGGCAUGAUCACAAUGCACAAAACCAUGCCAGCGCAGCAGUCUCUUUCUUCUCAGCCGUUUCCCAAAAAUACGCCUCCUAUCCAAAUGUCAUCUACGAGACUUUCAACGAACCUCUACAAGAUGUUGAUGUGGCUGCUGGUAAUCCAUUGAGUGGAAGCAAUUUGAUGUACACUCUUCACUACUAUGCUGCCACACAUAAGCAAUACUUGAGGGAUAAAGCUCAGACGGCGUUGAACCAGGGACUUCCAAUCUUUGUCACUGAAUACGGAACGGUGGAACAUACUGGUGAUGGCCAAGUUGAUCAACAAUCAUCCAAUGAUUGGUACACUUUCUUGGAGGACAACAAAAUUUCCUAUGUCAACUGGGCUAUUUCGGACAAAGCUGAAGGAUCUGCAGCUCUUAAACCGGGAACCACAGCACAGCAAGUCGGAGAUGACUCUCGUCUAACCACUUCCGGGCGAUUCGUAAAGAACAGAAUGAGAGAUCAAGAAAAUGGAAUUGCUUGCUCCGGUGUCUCGAACCCACGACAAACAUCGCCGCCUCAAACCAAUCGACCGAAUACAACUCCUCGUCGUAAAAAUGGCUCAUCUGGUCUCCUCGUCUCAGUCGUAUCAGUCAACUCUUGGGGUAACGGAGCUCAAUAUAAAUUGGUUUUCCAAAACACUGGCUCUCAUGCGAUCUGUGGAGCCACUUUCCAGCUCAAUUUAAAUGGGCUCAACAGGGACAAUCACUGGAACUUUGAUCCAAGCGGCAGUGCCUGGGUUUUGCCUUCUUGGACUUGUCGGAGACAUGUGAGCCAUAUUGGACUGGAACUUGGAAAUAACACAGCAAUGGGACAAGCAUUGAACACUUGUGAAGACGUACAAACAACGUGUGGCAAUCAAAAGUAUCGAUUUGUUCAAGUGAAUACUAAAUGCCAAAUCGCUAUGAAAUGCUUUGUGAUCAACGGAGGCGAUCCUCUAAUGUCUAAACAAAAUCUUGCCGCUGUUACGCAAGAAUUGAGGGCAUUGAAGAUGCUGAUUCACAAAAACAUCGUCGAAUUCAAAGGCCACUUUGAACAUCAAGAGAAUCACAAUCACUAUCAAGUGAUUGUUCUUGAAUAUUUGCCGAAUGGAUCAUUAGAUGAAGUAAUCUUCAAUCCAAACUACAGCUUCACCGAUCACACGAAUAGUCGACGCAAUGAUGUCUGGUCAACCGGUGUGGUUAUGUGGGAGAUGUUCGCUAGAAAACACUGUUUCAAAAAGGAAUCAGGGCAAGGAAGAUUGGAAGAAUUGAGUCGAAAAUGGGAACUGAAACCACCAAAACUAGAAACUGAUCAUCCAUUUGCGGGGAUUGUGAGAAAGUGUUUGAUUCAAAAUGUGACCCGUCGACCGGUAGCGAGUGAGAUCCACGAGGAUUUGUUGUCCAUUCAAGUGGCCUAUGUGAGCGACUACUCAAAGCGAGAAUUUAAACCAUUUGCGAAACAAGAGCCAACUUCAAUGAAACACCUAGAUUUUGAUGCGAUGCUAGAGCCAGAGAUUCCAAAAGGAUUCGAAAAGUCCUCAGUAUCCGAAGAUCUUCCAACCACUUCCAUAAAUUCUUCCUUAUCUUCCAGUCACAAACAUAUCAGUCUUACUCCAUUCGUCACACUUUCCACUCACUCCAAUUCCUCCUCAAUGAUGUCAACCAGUGAAAAUAUGACUCAAAAGCUGUCAGAUGUUGAGCAAUUGCUUACAAGGAAAGGUGUGGCGAGCCAGAUUCCAGAUAUUGUUGUUUCUACUUCAUCAUCUUCUAAUCACAGUAGUAUUAGUCUUCCGCAUUCAGUCACUCUAUCUACUUCAACAGCUUCAACGGAUAAUGAUAUCAUUGAAAGGCUGGAAGAUGGAGAAUUGGGAGUAAAGGUUGAAAGCCAGGUGCUAAAACAAAACAACGUUCUCGCAGCUGACCAGUUGACUCAAAAGUUGAUGGAUCUAUCAAUAACGAUCUCAAAUGUUGUAGAUACAAUAGAACAGAUUCAAUGCCCCAGAACGGCUUCAGCGAGCGGAAAGGCUCAACUCUCGUCUUUGCCAGCUCAAUCUAACCCCAGCAGUGAUUUUUGGGAAACAAUCUUGCAGCAAUUAAUCCAGCUCAUUUUCAUGAUCAAUAAAAAGCGUCAAAGAGCUGAUAUCAAUCGUGAGAUUUCUUUGAUUCUAUCAGAAAAGCUGCGCCAACUGAUUUGGCAAAUGAAAGAAGAAACUGGUGAAGAAGAGUCUCCAUCAACGAGUUUC